Molecule: messenger RNA, 1716 nt
Organism: Cydia pomonella (codling moth)
Lineage: Eukaryota; Metazoa; Arthropoda; Insecta; Lepidoptera; Tortricidae
Product: vesicle-associated membrane protein 7-like
Exons: 4
Coding region: 1069-1677 (202 amino acids)
Biological process (GO): exocytosis; vesicle fusion
Cellular component (GO): SNARE complex
Molecular function (GO): SNAP receptor activity; SNARE binding
Source: RefSeq, a predicted model, not a curated record
CUCGUCACUUUGGCGGCAAUCGCAGCCUUUGGAUGUUUGCAACUAGGAGAAUGUCACAUGGGCGUUCCCGACUCUGAAAACCUGCUAAAAAUUGGAUUUUUUUAUUUAAUUUCUUAUUUUCAUAAUAAUAAUAAAAUUGUAUACUAUCUCAAUAAUGAUCAUUCUAAAAACUACGCCAACCCUACGCCGCUAAAAACGCUGGUAAAAUUAAACUACGUAUACCUACCUACUACGAUAAACUACCAACUAAAUAAAACUACAUAUUAAUUAUUCUCAAUUAAAAAUAAAAAAACCGGCCAAGAGCAUGUCGGGCCACGCUCAGUGUAGGGUUCCGUAGUUAACUCUUCCGUCACAAUAAGCUAAACUGGAGCUUAAAGUAUAGUAAAUUGUUAACCAAGGGAUGAAACGGUACCUUUCACACGAGUUAAACAAAUAGGCAAAUUUGCAUAAUCAAUAGGUACUGAAUUAGGUAAUUAAAGUAAGUCUUUUUACUAUGAAGGGAAAACUUUUUGCGAUAACUCAAAAACAGCUAAACUGAUCAUAUCCGCUAUAGUUUUCAUUUAAUGUCUUUCUUAAGCUCUACUUUCACGAUUUUUUUCAUAUUUUUUGGACCUAUGGUUUAAAAGUUAGAGGGGGAGGACACAUUUUUUCACAAUGAUAGGUCACAGCAGAUAUACAUUAGAAAGUACAAAAGAGAACUUAUUCCUAUGAGGGAUGUGAGUAGGACCAUCGUUAACGUCAUCCCUAAGAGCAGCUCUAACAAAAAAUAUCAUUUACAGUACAUAUGGGGCUACUUUAUAGCACUAGUGCGAGAAGUAGCAUAUUAUGUUACUGUGUCGAACAUUUAAAGGGCCAUAUGUACUGUAAAACGUUGUACGAUACAUGUGCGAAUAGGUAAUUCGCAACUCGUGUCGAUUUAAAACACUCCCUUCGGUCGUGUUUUAAUUUAUCGCCACUCGUUUCGAAUUUCCUAUUUUUCGCACUUGUAUCGUAAUGUACUAUUUUAAAAUAAAAUAAGUUCAUAAAUUUACCGGCGAACGACAUACAGAUCACUGUCCCGAUACUUACAUGAAUCAAUUUAUCAGAGUAAGCGACAGAUUCAGUGGAGCGCGCGUUUUUAGCACCGAGCGAGCCAACAAGACUUGUCAACGUUCAAAGGCGUUUCUCUUCCUGAACCAAAUCAAACGGCGUUUCAAGUCCGAGGGCCAAGCCGACAUGCAAAUGCUGGCAGACGAGAUGUACCGCUACAGCGAGGACCAUAACACCAUCGUCAUCCAUAAAGGAGAACUCGAUGAACUAAAUACCAUUUGUGUUCGGAGCAGUGAAGAAAUACUAGGAGAAAAGUUGCUGUUAGUUGAAGACGUCAAAAACUUAAACUACGGCACAAUUACAUACUUGGAUAAAACCCCCGAGCAAGCCAUGAUCUCUAACAGCAUCGAAGUCGCAGGCAAGAAACCAACAUUUAUUACUAACCUUGAAACCAAGACUAUGACUGAACCUGGAGUUCGUAUUACUGGCAGCGAAAUAAUAUACUCUAAUGACAAAAUUAAGCCCAACAUGCGGAUAGUAAUAGCAAUGAUUCUAUUGGGCCUAGCGGUCUAUAUUUGCGAUUUUAAGCCCAUCGGGCAUAUUUUGGUUUUAGUACUAUUUGUGAUAUUUGUUAUGUUUAAUAGAUAGAGAUAAUUCAAGAAAAUAAAUAUUAGAACUUAUUAAAAA